CUGUAGUGGUGGUAGAUAGAGGUCAUGAGAUAUCAGAGGUCACGAGGUGUCAAAGGCACGUUGGUAGAUAGAGGUCAUGAGAUAGAGGCAUGUGGGCAAUCAGAGGGCGAUGAGCUCGGCCGAAUUCGAGCUCGUCCCCUUUGCUCCCGCUCCACAGUAGCUCCGUAUGCACACAAAUCCCUCAUGAGAAGCACCUGCGAUGCAUCGGAAUGUCUACCCGGAGGACCAACCUCGGGGCCUUGCAGGAUAGCCGAAGCAAAGACUCGAGAUCCGAAAUACCCCUCAACUCUCUGCAACUACAUUGGCGCCGUCUGUGGGAAACUCGAGCUAAAAGCCUUACUAGCGGCUGUUACAAUAGUUAACACGCGCUCAACGCAACACGGAAGCCCUCAACAGGGGCGUGGAAGAGCUAGAGACAACCCAAGUGACCCCUUCAUCACCCUACUAAAUCCCACCAACCAAGCACCUAACCACCAGCCUCGAAAAAAUGUCAGUUCACCAGCUCGGACUGCCAUCCCACCUCACAACGAAUCCCAAGCCCAUUCCCAUAUGGCACCUCAACCUCAACAACCAUCCCGACCGGUUGUCUUAGAUCUUCCCAACAGACCACACUUAGAACAAAUGGUACUCGAGAACCAAAGUCCCCAAACCUCAACUCAGCCAAGUUCUGCCCCAAUCCCUACCCCCCUUAACACCAACAUCAUCCAAGAACCAUACCCAUCUGGGUUUAAAAUGCCUCAGUUCGAGACAUAUGAUGGCACUAAGGACCCUGAUGAUCACUUGCACGCAUUUUGCUCCUCUGCAACCGAACUCGAUCAGUUCCUAUGCCUAGCUGCCAGCGUUCUUUGCAACGAAGUUCUCAAGUCAUCGGCUGAUCAAAAAAAUGACCUCCGAGCUUAUGCUGUGGGGUUAGCUGCACUAAUCCAAGGUCUCAAGCACGAGAGGUUUCGAGAUAGCCUGAUAAAGCAUGCCCCUACCACGUUUGAUGAAGCCAAUGAACGAUCUUGGAAGUUUAUUCAAGUCAAGGAAUAUGCCUUGUCCGGCAAGCCAACUCCAAGUAAAGAGGUCAGACCUCCGACGUGGAGAGAUGAAGGGCAGAACAAGAAGAGAUUUAGAACUGCACAAAACCGAGGUCCAUUCCCAACUAAAGUGGACAUACCCCCAGUGCCUACCCCACAACCUAUGGCGAAGCAAAUCACUUGGACUCCAUUUACCCUGCCGAGGGAUCAGAGCAGAUAUUGUGACUUCCACCAAGACCACGAGCAUAGCACGGAGGAAUGUAACAGUUUGAAGUCCGAGCUCGAGGGUUUAGCUUGGAAAGGGAUGCUGAAUGACAACCAAAUUGGAGUUGGCUAUCAACAAGCACCACCUCCACUCCCUCCGCCCUCACGCAUCAUUCACAUGAUAACAGGAGGGCUGGAAGCUGGAGGGACGAGCUCAAAGCAGCAGAAGUUAUAUGUGCGAGAGGUGAAGCACCAAAAUCGGGCUCAAAAGAGAAAAUUUGAUGAGACAGACUGGAAGAACCAACCCAUAACCUUUAGUUCAGCUGAUUUUGAUGGUGUUGUCACACCACACUAUGAUCCACUUGUAACCUCAGUCAUCGUCAAUAAUUGCGAAGUUCAGCGCGUCCUUGUAGACACAGGAAGUGCUCCGGACAUCAUGUACUAUCACUGCUUCAAAAGCCUUGGCCUCAACCCUACCCUCCUACAGAAGUAUGAGGGCCCCAUCUACGGAUUCAAUAAUCAACCAGUGCCUGUGGAAGGAAUUCUCAAACUUAAUGUAGCAUUUGGCUCAGGUCGGAUAUAUGUAACUCCCUCAAUUCGGUUCUUGGUAGUGAAGAUGGCGUCAUCCUUUAACAUCGCCAUCGGGAGGCCAACUUUGACUGAGAUUCGAGCCGUUGUCUCACAAUCCCACCUCUGCAUGAAAUUCCCCACCCCCAUGGGAGUGGCGACUUUGAGAGGAAAUCAAGAGGUAGCCAAGUACUGCUACAUGACUUCGGUCUCCCGACCUUGGAGGGAUAAGCAAGUAGCAAACCCAGAACCAACUCAGCCUGAAGUCCCAGCUACACAGCAGGUAAUGGGUGUAGAACUGCAGGAUAACAGACCUGAAGCUGAUAUGCCGGGUAUACCCACCUCGGUCACCGUACACAAAUUAAGCACUCAUCCUUUGAAGAAACCCGUAGCACAGAAAAGACGCCUGUUUGGCGGAGAAAGGCUGGAAACAAUCAGCCUUUUGGAUGCUUACUCGGGAUAUCACCAAGUCCACAUGGCACCCGAAGACAAGGUAAAGACCUCCUUCUACGCAGGUGACGAGAUCUACUAUUAUGUAAUGAUGCCGUUUGGGUUCAAGAACACCGGAGCUACAUAUCAGAAGAUGGUGACAAUUGUGUUCCAAGCUCAGAUAGGCAAGAAUCUAGAAGUCGACGUUGAUGACAUAGUGGUUAAAGGUCUCAAGGUAGAGGAUCACCUAGCCGACCUAGCAGAAACAUUUAACAACCUAAGAAAACACCGCAUGAGAUUGAAUCCAGCCAAGUGUGUCUUUGGUGUUGAAUCAGGCAAAUUUUUGGGAUUCAUGGUCUUUAGGAGGGGGAUAAAAGUCAAUCCUGAGAAGAUCAAGGCAAUAAAAGAGAUGAAGCCACCAAAGUCAAUUAAAGAUGUGCAGCGCUUAGCUGGAAGAGUAGGAGCUCUGCACAGGUUCAUAUCUAAGUCUGCAGAAAAAUGUCUGCCUUUCUUCAGAGUCCUGAGAUCCGUGGCCCAAAAAGAUGAAGCAAGGAAACCUAAGAAGUUUGAAUGGACCUCAGAGUGUCAAACCGCCUUCGAUGAACUCAAACCAUACCUCGGCUCACCACCUCUUUUAACUAAGGCCGAAAAAGGUGAAAUCCUUUAUCUUUACCUCAGGAUAUUUGAUGCAGCAAUAAGCUUAGUCUUAGUCAGAGAAGCAAGAAAACAGCAGAAGCCAGUAUACUAUGCCAGCAAGGUGCUACAAGGAGCUGAGCUGAGGCACUCCAUUGCAGAAAAGGCAGCUCUAGCAGUAGUCACCACGACAAGGAAGUUGAGAUCCUACUUUCAAGCUCACCCCAUUGUUACCCUCUAUGUGGAUGGGUCAUCAAGCACUAGAGGGUCGGGUGCUGGAGUGGUGUUGAUGGGGCCAGGGAACUUUCGAAGUGAGCAUGCCCUGAAAUUCAAUUUUGAAGCAACAAACAAUAUGACCGAGUAUGAUGCACUUUCCCUCGGGCUUCGCUUAGCAACAGAGCUAAAGGUCAGAUCCCUGCAGGUUUACAGUGACUCACAACUCAUAGUCAACAAAGUAAACUCUACAUGCGAAGUCACAGACCCUACCCUAGCAAAAUACCUAGCCGUGGUUUCCAAGCUCAAAAGCCAAUUUAAAAGAUUUGAGCUCACAAAAAUCUCGAGGUCAGAAAAUGAACAUGCUGACUCACUGUCAAAAUUAGCCUCUGACAGCUCAAGGGGACUGAAGUCAGUCUUUGUCGAAGUCUUAGAUGAACCAAGUUUCCAGAGGUCAAAGGUGAUGGAGGUCAGUACCGAUCCUGAAACCCCCAGUUGGAUCGAUCCCAUUAAAGCUUAUCUCCGGGAUGGGAUUGUCCCAACUAACAAACAAGAAGAGAUGAAGUUGCAAAGAAAGGCAUCUCGGUACACCUUAGUGGAUGGCGUCCUCUAUAAGAGGUCAUACUCGCUUCCUCUCCUUCACUGUUUAACCCCUUAUAAGGCCGAGUACGCUCUUCGCGAGGUGCAUGAGGGUGUAUGUGGGAAUCAUGUCGGAGCUCGGACCCUGGCCCACAAGAAUUGCCAAUUCUUUGCACAUCUCACCCACCAACCAAUGGAAGAACUCACUACUUUAGUGGCACCAUGGCCUUUUGCACAGUGGGGGAUCGACCUCCUAGGUCCUUUUAUCAAGGGUACAAGAGGGGUAACACACCUAGUCGUGGCAAUUGAUUACUUCACAAAGUGGGUGAAAGCUCGACCUCUUUCUAGCUUGACCUCGAGAAAGAUUAAAGACUUUGUUUUCAGUUUGGUUAUAUGCAGAUACAGAAUUCCAAAUCAAGUUGUUGCCGACAACGGACCUCAGUUCAACUGUAUCUCGUUCAAAGACUUCUGUUCCAACUAUGGGAUUAAGUUGGUAUUCAUUUCUAUUUAUCAUCUUGAGGCAAACAGAAUGGUUGAGUCUGUCAAUAAGGCCAUCUUGGAAGGGAUUAAACCGAGGCUAGAUCAGGUCAAAGCCAAGUGGGCAGACGAGCUCAACGAUGUUCUAUGGGCUUACCGAACUACGAGCCGAACAGUCACAGGCAAAACGCCCUACCACUUGGCUUUUGGGAUCGAGGCAGUCAUCCUUGUCGAAAUGGGCGUCCCAAGCCUAAGAGUGACCCAUUUCGACACAACUCGAAAUGAGCAGUUACUCAGAGAAAACCUCAAUUUCUUAGACGAAGUCCGCGAGGAAGCUCGACUUCAGACAUUAGCAUACAAACAGAAGCUAGCCAACUCAUACAAUAGACGAGUUCGACCUCACACCUUUAGAGUUGGUGACCUUGUCCUCAGAAAGGUAGGACUCACCAACUUCGAAACUCGUUUCGGCAAGCUGGCGCCACACUGGGAAGGCCCAUAUGUAAUAGCCGAAAUACCACACCCCGACGCUUAUAUACUUCUAGACGAUGAAGGUAAAAGAAUUCCUAGGGUUUGGAAUGUAAAUAACUUAAGGAAGUUUUAUCCUUAAUAAAGCUUCAUCUUAUUCAAAUUCUUACGUUCCGAGCUCCAAAUCACAAAUCCACCUCUACCUCAUCUUUAAUGCAGUUAUAUUUAUGAUCUCUUACCCUUAGAGGUCAAAAAGUUAGUAUUUUUGGCCUGCUGUAUUAGUUGCUAGUUCGCUACAAUUUCAA
Molecule: messenger RNA, 4891 nt
Organism: Rubroshorea leprosula
Lineage: Eukaryota; Viridiplantae; Streptophyta; Magnoliopsida; Malvales; Dipterocarpaceae
Source: the annotation of a GenBank genome assembly